Molecule: messenger RNA, 624 nt
Organism: Neolamprologus brichardi
Lineage: Eukaryota; Metazoa; Chordata; Actinopteri; Cichliformes; Cichlidae
Source: RefSeq, a predicted model, not a curated record
AUGAAUCCUUCCACCAGCAGAGAGGAUGCAAGCCCACCAGUUAAAGACCCAGAUGGGGUUUUGAUCCGUUACAAGAAGAUCCUGUCCACCUACCAGCGGGUGAGGAGCAUGUCCAGAGCCUUCCAGAUCCACGGAGUCGACCGAAACACCAUGGCCUCCACCUCCCCCAUCGCCGAGCUGCUGCUGGUGGCUCCAGAGAAGGUGUCAGAAGUCGGAGAGUUUGAGGCGUCGAAGGAGAAGCUGUUGGAUUACGCCCGGAGGUGCUACAAGACGAUGGAUGACGAGACGCAUGCCAAAGUCCAGACCAUGAAGAAGACUCACAAGCUGCUGCCCAUCUCCUACAGGUUCAGAAACUGAGAGCGGAGCGAGGCGGGCAGCAGGACCAGCUGGUGGGAGCUUUCUGCACUUUGUUCUCAUUUUUCUUAAAGUCAGAAUAUAUAAUAGGAUGUGAGAAGAUUAAAUGCCAAAUUACAUGGCAUAUUCUGAUGUAUUUAUUUAUUUUCAUUGAACUGCUUUAUUUAUGUUUUUUUUCUUGUUUUUGUUUGUUUUUCCUUGUGCAGCUAUUACAGUUGAGAGUAGUUUUUUACUCCUCUGAACUAUGACAGUGUUUCACACUGAAGACUG